CUUGACAGGAACCGACAGGAUGGGUGGGAUUUACAUGACGGCGAGCAAUUAGACACAACUUCCUUUCCCGGCGAACGCGACCGUGCGCCGACAUGACGCGGGCGGGUGCGAACACGGCGUUUAGUCGGGUUAUCCCCGCCCGAAUCUACCGCGGCAGGAGCGAGCCUGCUGGUCAAUCUUGAUGUUACGCGCAUUCUGGCAGGACCAAGAGCUCGUUCUUUCCCGACCUCUGUUAGAAAAGAAUUGCACAGAAGAUGGCGACUCCCAAUCCUCUCGCCGACUCAUCGUCGGACCCUACACCCGUUUCGUCGAAGACAUACACAAUCGCUGGCGUACACACAACAGUCUACGGACUGGACGAACUAGCAUCAUCAGCAAAGGAAGUCGCAGUACUAUGGCUGCUUCACCCUCGACUCCAGGUCCAAUCGAUCAUGGCACCAAUUGCCGCUGCUUCGAUCCAUGAUUGGAACGGCCGAUCCGCAUCAAAGUCAAAGGGCUUGUUCGCUGUCUCGUUCGACCAGCGCAACCACGGCACACGAGAGGUCAAUCCUCUAGCCAAUGAGAGCUGGAAGAAGAACAAUCCCACACAUGCUCAGGAUAUGUUCUCCAUCUUCCACGGCACAGCUCAAGACACUUCCAUGUUAAUCGACUUCCUUUCCUCGUACGUCUUCCCUGACUCGUCGCGAACCAUCAUAAAACAUCUCGUUCUCGGCAUCUCACUCGGCGGUCACUCAACAUGGCAAUGCAUCCUCCACGAUCCUCGCAUCACCACUGCCGUCGUAGUCAUCGGCUGCCCAGACUACAAGUUCCUCAUGGCCGACCGCGCGAAGAAGUCCAAGCUCUCCACAUGGACAUCGUCCGAAGGUAAGGACUUCCUUGGCUCGACAGACUAUCCCAAGGGCUUGUGCGAUGCCACGGACAAGUGGGAUCCCAAGUCUUUCUUGGUGGGAGACAAACUCCAGCCCACCGAAGACCAGAAGAAGACACUGCGACCAUUACUCAAGGAAAAGCUGGGAGGUAAGCACAUCAUGUGUCUCUCGGGUGGAAAGGACAAGCUCGUGCCCUAUACUUGCAGUGCGCCAUUCCUUGACUGGUUGAAGACUGGUCUCGACAAAGAGGGUGGCUGGUUCAACGACCAAGGCAUUGUCCUUGAGGAUAUUGUUGAUGAGACUGCGGGUCAUGAGUACAGCGCAAAGAUGAAGGUCGAAGCUGUUCGAUUCAUCUCGGAGAACCUCGCUGGCGAGGGCAGUCUGAAGGCUGGUACUAGAACCUCCAAGAUUUGAAAUCAACAUGCAGCACAUAUCUGUAUAUACUAAUGCCUAUUAUGAUUUGCAAAUCCUCUAGACUGGGAAUGCCGUUCAAUAUUUGCACUUGAACACGACAAUCUCGAUGGUGAAUCUUCCUCAGACAUUAACGGCUGCAAUGCGAUGUUUCGCGACCGGCAUCUUCUGAGGGUGGCCGAAGCAGCUCCGAAAGAUACUCGUGGAUGAGUCAAAGCAUUACACGGAAACAGGAGAUGGUUUCGGUACUUGACCGAGCAGACGUUGGCACGAGAGACAGCCUCGGCCAUGAACGUGCCAGGGUCGGCAAUCUGCUUAGAAAACAGCGACAUCUUCACAAAGAACGGCCACACUGCGCAAGUCUCAAUGCACCGAUGUUCCAAGAAUAUCUCCUCCGAUUGCUCUCUUGAGCAGACCAUGUUCUGCCGGCACGAGAGCGACAUCUAGAAGUCUUCGCACAUGAGUAUCGC
Aureobasidium pullulans EXF-150 is the source of this 1750-nucleotide messenger RNA. RefSeq lists its product as uncharacterized. Lineage: Eukaryota; Fungi; Ascomycota; Dothideomycetes; Dothideales; Saccotheciaceae. The record is from RefSeq and is a predicted model, not a curated record. The transcript has 2 exons. Bases 255 to 1283 code for a protein of 342 amino acids.